CUUCGAUAAGUGAAAGCCAUUAAUUGAGAAAUGGCGUAAAUGGUGUUCGUACUGCCAGUUCCCAUUCAAAUACCGCCUGAAACUGUAUGCCCAUGUUAGUGCCUUCUUCGGUCUGAGCGGGAAACCAACAACAACAACAAACAGCAACAAACUGGAAGAAAAACAAUCGAAAAUCCAAAAAAAUAGUGUGCAAAAGUAUGUUGAAGACCGCGAGAGAUUGACUCGAGUGAAUCUGCGAGAACGGAAGCGGCACCCAAAAAGCCCCAGGCGCGCAGGCAUCGCAUCGCAUUGCAUUGCACCGAGUGCUGGCAACCGCUGCUCAACUUGUCGACUUUCGGCCGCCUCAACCGCUGACCAGUGGCCAAAACCGAGCAGAGGAUAGAGCAGAGCCGAGCCGAACAAGAUAGGAUAGGCAACGACAGGACGUGGACAUGGCCAAGAGUCCUUAGCCAUGGCUGUUGAAUAAUUAAUGCAGUUUCGCUCCAUCAACCCUCCCCCCACACACCCACCCCCCGGUGGCUGCACGGUCCACGGUCCACGGUGCAACGGCAACGGCAACGGCAACGGCAAACGGAAAAACUAAUUUAUGGCAUUAAAAAUGCAUAUUUUCUAGCAGUUUCUAUCAUUUGCCACAACUGCUGCUAGAAGGGAGAGAGAGCGCGAUAGAGAGAGGCAAGCGGAACGUUGCCGCUGUAGAAGGAACCUGCCACAUCAGCAGCAGCAGCAGCAGCAGAAACAACAACAACACAAGGAGCAGAAAAAGCAUCUGAGGCGGAGGAUAACGCAAGGAUAAUUCGCCAUCUCUUUGCCCCCGAAAUGGAUUUCCUAUGGAUAAACCCUGCCAGAUCAAUGACAUGGCGACCAUUGGUGACAUAUCAUCGAUGAUCAUCUCACCGCCGACGUCUUCCAUUUCGAACGAUCAAGAUCCGUUUGGACAGCUGCCACCGCUACCACCGCCACUGCGUUCCACCCAAGUGCUGCAGCCAUUGAGCGUAUUUCCAGUGUCCAAUUUGAGCGAAGAUUCCUACGAUUAUGUGUUUGGUGGUCGACGUAAGAAUCCGCCCUCAACAACGUCACAACAACUCAAGCUGACAUCACCGCCAGUGCGAUUGCGACCAGAAGACGCCUAUCGUGGUGGUGCAGAGAAUAUACAAAACAACGGCCGUUUCUAUCGUCAUUCGUUUAGCUAUGCCCCCAAGCGGCAGCGCCACACCUCCUCCUCGAGUCGGGAUGAUCGUGAUCGUGAAUCGAGAUUGAGAUGUCAUGGAGAGGACGAGGCCACAUUGCGCCAAUUGCUGCUCGAUUUGCAAAAGCAAGUUAGCGUGAUGAGCAUGAAUCUAUCAGCGAAACUCGAUGAGCUGCAGCGAGGCGAUCGACACCUGGAGACGACAGUCGCCUUGUGCGAAAUUCGCACUCAGCUCCAAGAGCUGACCAAAUCCGUGGAGUCCUGCCAGAGUGAAGUCUCAGAGGUCAAACGUGAUAUGGUGGCCAUCAAACAUGAACUGGACACCGUGCAGCAGGUGAAGGAGGAGAUCGAGGAGCUGCGCGAAUAUGUCGACAGACUGGAGGAGCACACGCACCGACGGAAGCUAAGACUUUUAGAACAAGGUCUCACCUUCUUCCUCACGUACUCGAUCUUCUCGGCGGUUCUGGGGAUGCUGCAGUUCGGCUAUAAUACCGGAGUGAUCAAUGCCCCGGAGAAGAAUAUCGAGAAUUUCAUGAAGGAUGUGUACAAGGACCGCUACGGCGAGGACAUUAGCGAGGAGUUCAUCCAGCAGCUCUACUCGGUGGCGGUGUCCAUCUUUGCCAUUGGCGGCAUGCUCGGCGGUUUCAGUGGCGGCUGGAUGGCCAAUCGAUUUGGCAGAAAAGGCGGCCUACUAUUGAAUAAUGUACUUGGAAUAUCGGGUGCUUGUUUGAUGGGUUUUACCAAAGUUAGUCAUUCCUAUGAAAUGUUAUUCCUUGGCCGAUUUAUAAUUGGCGUUAAUUGUGGCCUCAAUACAUCUCUAGUGCCGAUGUACAUCUCGGAGAUAGCGCCACUGAAUCUACGCGGUGGCUUAGGUACUGUUAAUCAAUUGGCUGUGACUGUAGGUUUACUAUUAUCCCAGGUCCUGGGGAUCGAGCAGAUCCUCGGCACCAACGAGGGCUGGCCCAUACUCCUCGGCCUGGCCAUAUGUCCAGCAAUAUUGCAACUAAUUUUACUGCCCGUCUGCCCAGAGUCGCCACGAUAUUUGCUGAUUACCAAACAAUGGGAGGAGGAGGCACGAAAAGCCCUUCGACGGCUCCGCGCCUCUGGCUCUGUCGAAGAGGACAUUGAGGAGAUGCGCGCCGAGGAGCGUGCCCAGCAGGCCGAGAGCCAUAUCUCCACCAUGGAGCUCAUCUGUUCGCCCACCCUGCGUCCCCCAUUGAUCAUUGGCAUUGUAAUGCAGCUGAGUCAGCAAUUCAGUGGCAUCAACGCCGUCUUCUACUACUCCACAUCGCUGUUCAUGAGCUCGGGUUUGACGGAGGAGAGCGCCAAGUUUGCUACGAUAGGCAUAGGCGCCAUAAUGGUUGUAAUGACACUGGUCUCCAUUCCAUUGAUGGAUCGCACGGGUCGUAGGACUCUGCACUUGUACGGCCUCGGGGGCAUGUUCAUCUUCUCCAUUUUCAUAACGAUUUCGUUCUUGAUCAAGGAAAUGAUCGACUGGAUGUCCUACCUCUCGGUUGUGGCCACCCUCGGAUUUGUGGUCUUCUUUGCCGUUGGCCCCGGAUCCAUACCAUGGAUGAUCACCGCAGAGCUCUUCUCCCAGGGACCACGACCCAGUGCCAUGGCCAUUGCAGUGCUAGUGAAUUGGAUGGCCAAUUUCGUGGUUGGCAUUGGUUUCCCCAGCAUGAAGACUGCUUUGGAGAACUAUACGUUCUUGCCGUUCAGCGUUUUCUUGGCCAUCUUCUGGAUAUUCACGUACAAAAAGGUGCCCGAGACCAAGAACAAGACGUUCGAGGAGAUACUGGCCCUCUUCCGACACAACAAUGGCAGGAGUAUGCUAAACUGCACAAAUAGCUUGGAGCCACAAUCAAUGAAUUCUGGCAUCGAGCAUGCCGCCUUGAUGGUAUCCGAGGAGAAGACCCAACAUGACUCACCUGCAUCAGAGCGAUUUUUAGACGGCGGCCGAAGUACACACCAGGGCCGGAGCGGUGUCUCUGCGCCCCAUCACCUUCGUCAGCAAGCACCUGUCUGCCCGAACAGCGGGCCUUGACUGAGGAACGCCUCACCUCCUGAAACUGCCAGUGCUCGGUCCGUGAGUCGCGCUGAGGAGAUGCCGAUGCCGAUGUCCAUGCAACAGCAGCAACAGCAGCAGCAGCAGCAAUCGCAUCACCAGUCACGAUAUGCCACACACGAAUACGUACAUUGUAGCUAUGAGAAGGAUGUUGUAUGUGAUCAAGCAGCCCCCUCGCAGCAGCCCCAACAGAUGCCACAGCAACAGCAACAGCAGCAGCAGCCUCCACCGCACAGCCACAGCCACAAGCACGAGCCGAAUCAGGAGACGGUCUCCAUUCUAUCACACUGCCACCAAAUGCAACAGCAGCAGCAACCAGUGCAACCGCUGCAACCACUGCAGAACCAGCCACGCAAGCCACACAGCCAUAGUCCGCAUCAUAGUCGCCACACCUCACCGCACAGCCAUCACUCACAUCAUCAUCAUUAUCGUAGACGUCGUCGCCAGGGCAGCGGGAGUCUGCCGGGAGCCCACACCACUUCCACCCAUCAUUCGGGGCACCACUCGGCGGCAGGCACCACCACGCGCCACGGCGCUGUCUGCGCCGCCAGUCGUCGCCAUCGCUCAGUCACGGAUGUGUCCACCAAUUCCUGCCAGGAUCCCAGUUGCGCGGAUCGUGAGGUCCAGGAGAUAAUGGUGCGCAAGUCCUGCUGCACUUCCUCCUCGCGCACAGAGCUGGCCCAGUUCUUCGCCGAGGAUCUGUACGGCUCCUCGUCGCGACGCCCCAGCAGCUGCUGCACCAGCUCCGACUACUGUUACCAGACGGACUCGACGAGUCUCUACGGCUCCAGGUCCUCGCUUAGCCGCAACAAUUCCAUCAAGUCGGCGUCCGCAGCCAUGCGGAAGCAGCAGCGACUGCAGCACCGCCAGCCGAGCUACACAUCCAUCUCCUUGAGGGGAUUGAAUGCCAGUCGCCCGAAUAGCCAACUGGGAUCACUGACCUCCAUCUUCGACAGGGCCAAGCAGAUGGCGGGGGAGCUUAAGGCAGGAGAGGACGCGGCAGGCUCUACUCUAGAGAGACAGAGCUCCAAGGGAGCUUUGAGCAACGAUCUCCCCGAAUACGCCUGCUCGCCUUCGCCCAUCCGCUGGAGCUUCCUGGCCGACGGCAAGUCGCCGACGGAUUUCGAGGGCGCUGUAGGAGGGGAAGAGGAGGAAAAGCUAGAUGCCUGGCAGGUGCCAGAGCCAGAGCCCGGGAAAAAGCCCUGCAGGAAGAUCACCAGCGCAGAGACUGCCUGCUGGAAGAGUGGCUCUGUGUACGAUGAGGGUCCCAGUACUUCGGCGGCGGCUGCAGCCCGGAAGCGUCGCGGCAGCAACUACCAUUGCGAAUUCGAGGAAGAGUCCACGACGGUGCUCUUCCAUCAGGAUCCCGGGGAGUCGUUCAACAACUGUUGCAACAACUACAUUCAGUGCAACAGCUACUUGGACCAGGACCUGCAGAUCACCAGCGAGGAUAUCCAUCAGUAUUUGUCCAAGGGCGAUCCCACGGCCGCAGAUGUCCUCAACAAUUCGAAGAACUAUCCCUUCCAGCCGAGCAAUGCGCUGGAGUUUCAGUACAAGAACAACUUCCAGCAGGGCGGCGGCAACAACAACAAUACGAACACCACGAACACAGCCUCCAGCGAUGCGGGGGAGUGCUUCCAGAGCUACAGGGCCAGCUCCAAGGAGACGAACCUCAACCAAACGGCGACGACGGUGACGACGACGCCGACUGGAACUAGACCUGGGACUGGGACUUCGACGGAGCCCAUGUCUCCGACCAACAUCAAUCUGUCGACCAGCUCGAACAACAUCAAUAUCGUGUUUAGCAGCAGCCUCGAGCGGAAUGCCAACGAAGUGAAGUUCAUCAACAAUCGGAGUGGAGGCGGCACCUCAGACGAGAGUGGGAUGGUGGGAUGCGAGGGCCAUCAUGCGGGGUAUCUGCCGUACACCUUCCCCAGCUAUGAUUACACGAACAUGUCGGGAAACUCGCACUUCGAGAAGUCCCUGGGGAUCGAUGAGCUGCCCAAAGAGUUCAACGGAGUGGACGCCUCUACUACCAGCGAGCACUCAUCGUCGCUGCCAUCGCCAUCGCCACAGCCGCUGUACCACCAACACCAGCAGCAGCAGUUCCAUCACUUUGAAUCCUUCGAUGCUCCCUCCGAGCACAAUCUCCUGUCGCAGCCCAUGUCCCCGGGUUCGCCGCUUUCCGGGUCCGUGAAUCCCGCUGGCGACGACGACUUUGUUCAAAUGCAUCACUAUCACGCCUCCACAGCUUCCACCUCCACCUCGCAUUCGCAUGCCCAUCACCACUCGCAAACGCAAACGCAAUCGCACCCGCAAUCGCAAUCGCACCACAGUCACGCUCAUGCUCACACCCAUGCCCAUGGCCAUGGCCACCAUAUGCUGCAGCAUCAGCCACAGGCAGCACAUGCCACGCGCUACGAGGACCCACUCGCCGGGUCUGGGGUCUUGAAGAGAGUGCGCAAGCGUGCACGCAAUUUCCUGCGGAAGAAGUAAAAGAGUGUUCCCCCGUCUCGUGCAUCCCAAUCCCAUAGAUUCGCCGUACUUUGGCCGAAAGUACCUGGUGGUCUCAAAGCAACAGAAACCCCAACAACAGCACCUGGGACGGCGGACGCAGAGCCUGGACGAGGACUGAGAUGAUAGUGGGACAGUGGCUGUCCAUCAGCAUCGCCAUUGCCAUCAGCAUCAUCAUCGCGAUAAGCAAUAACUGAGUAAUGACCAGAGAAUGUCGGAACACCUAUGGAAAUCUUUUAAAUUUAAUUACAAUUUGUACACUGCCAAAAACAAGAAAUGAAAAAACGAAAGAAAGUUAAGGUUAAUUUUGUGCUAAGCCAAAAAAAAACUCUGUUGAAAGCGUCACUCAUCACUCAUCACACACCAUGCACUCCGCAAAAAGAUAGCCGAGUCACGAAUCAGAUACACAAAUCACAGAUACACACACACACACACACACACUCAUCACGAAUCACAGCUACAAGAGAGAGGCGAGGAGAAAGAAAACAGCAAGCAGAACAACGACUAUUUUAAUAAAUAACGAUGAUGAUGAUGAUAAUGAUAAUGAUAAUGAAAUACUUAAGCACAGUACGCGUACUGUACACUCCCGGAACAUUUGUAUAUUCAAACCUAAUUAUUAAGCGACAGUUUUGAAAUUUGCGUAUUUAAAUUGACUAAAGAUACAGAUAUAAAACUAGAGAUACAUAUUAUACAUAUACAUCAUAUAGACACAUAAGAUUAUGAGGCCUGGAAAUAACAAUGCACCUACUACUCCACAGAGUACAGUACUCGCAGAUAGAGAAGACACGGAGCGGAGUAGGAAACCCAAUCUAAAAUGAAAAUGCUAGUUAAAGAUACAUAGUUCUAAGGGAUGCACCGAUUGCAUCGAAAGCAGCGCCACAAGAUUUAGAGUUUCAGCAACCGCAACUGCAACUGCAACACGCAACGUGCAACUUAAUAAUAAUAUUAACAAUUACAAAUGAAUAACCAAAGAAGCAACCGCAGCAAACGGCGAACAGCAAACAGCAAACUGUAGUUUUUGGCACACAAAUUACCGCAGUUAACGGAGAAGCAGAAGAGAAGAGUUUUUAAGAUCGAAUUAUAAGUAAAAACAAUAACAAUAACAAUAUAUUGCAUAAAAAGAGUGGAGGAGGGUGAUUUUUGUUAUCAUUUUUUUGAUAUGCGCAAUUUUUAUGAUUGAUCGAUCGAUGACUUUCUUCAGGGACUGCUUGCGAUUUUUGUAACAAAGCAAUAAGCCGUUUUUUGCUCAAAUACCAAAUACGAUUCUGUUUUUUCCCCAGAGAAAACCAACCCCCAAAUAUUGUUCUCUUGGCAGCUACUUUUGACAAGGGGGCUCUAUGGAUCCAAGGAGUGGGUUCUUCGACCCCCAAAGAGAAGGUUCUCCCACUCUAAAGAGAAGGUUCCACUACCCCAAAGGUAGAGGAGGUAGAGGGAUUCUCCCAACUUCCCGUAUUAUCGUUUUCUGUGUGCAUUAUCCCACAUUAUCCCCAAAACAACUGUCUUCCAAUUAAGUACUCGAUAUAUUCGAUGGUCCUCUAAUCUCCUCAGUUUCGCUUUAAAAAAAAAACAAGAUCAAAACUUAAAGAAAACUCGAACACAGAUUGAUUUCCCAAUAUAUAUAUAUAUUGAUAGAUAUAUAUAUAUAUAUGUUUGUAUGUAUAGCCGUUGAAUCGGAAGUACCUUGCGAAACACGAGAUGAAAACUGUAUAUAUAGUAACUGCUGUUGAUUAAUUAAUAACCUUUAAUUUAUGAGUAAAUUAUAACUAAACGAAAAAAAAUAAUUUGUAGUCGAACAAAGAACGGGAAUCAUCACGAAACGAGACGGGACGAGACAGGACAUAGUGGGGCGAAAAUAAUAAUAAAUAUAAAUGCACUGCCAAAAACAAAGGUUUUACGUAAUUGAACAACAAAGUAGGUCGACAGAAACAGAUAAUAAACGAUAGAUAGAACACAGUGGGGGAGAGCUGCGUUCAAGUUCAGUGAAAACCAAAACCCAAACCAAAACCAACACCAAAAACAAAAGAUGAAAAACGAUUAACUGCUGUAAAUAUAAGAAUGAAUACAUAUAGAGAAAUCAUAGACAUUUUUUAAUGGCACAUAAUUAACGAAUGAGCGCAUGCAAUUUGCAAUUUUUUUACAUUAUUUUAAAUGAACUAAGCAAACAAAAAAAAAAAGCAAAACCAACAAUAAUGAGUUAAAAUUACGAACGAAACGAAACCAAAUGAAAAUGCCAAGCGGCUGCAAUUUUGUAACAAAAUCAAAUGAAAAAAAAA
This is a messenger RNA of Drosophila miranda, 8041 nucleotides long. RefSeq names its product glucose transporter type 1. Gene Ontology annotation, cellular component: membrane. The transcript is spliced from 17 exons. The record is from RefSeq and is a predicted model, not a curated record. Gene Ontology annotation, biological process: monosaccharide transmembrane transport. NCBI's taxonomy places the organism in Eukaryota, Metazoa, Arthropoda, Insecta, Diptera, Drosophilidae. Gene Ontology annotation, molecular function: hexose transmembrane transporter activity.